AUGGCCUCCGACACAAAGCGCCAGAAUGCAGGUCCCAGAGUCCCCGUCGCUCUUCCAAAGGGUGAACCCGCGCAGUCAGGCGCCUCUGUCGUCUCCCCAGAUCUCAGUCUGCAGCAGGCCAUAGGAAGCCGAAUUCGAGUGAAUGUUGCAUCUCCCACCCCAGCCGUGGUUGAGGGAACUGUGUACACUGCCGACCCUCUCACCAACCUUCUUGUUCUUAAUACCAGCACGGCUUAUUCCACUCCGAUUACCGCAUCCUCUCUCGCUGCGCCAUCAGGAACUUAUCGCAUCAUCCCCAUUGCGUCCAUCAGCAGCUUCCAGCUUCUUUCCCUUCCCCCACCAAACUCGGAAGUCAGCAAUAAUCCCGCUCUCAAUACCAUCGAUACCAACGCUGUUCAAGCCAGACUUCACAAGAAUAUAGCUGCUCAACAGGCUGCUCAAGCCCGCAUUGGGCCCAAAGGCACUACUCCAACGGAUCAAGCACUGUUCGAAGCUUUGUCUCGGACUCUCUCGUCAUCUUGGUCUGGCAAUGGAAUGCUCAUCUCUGACACAUAUUUGAUCGAAAAGCCUUAUGGUCCUCUUAAUGUUCGGAUUGUCGACGGUCGUCACGGAGAUCUGGAAAGAAUGAAGAAGGUGGUUGAGAUGGAGAGGCAGAAAGUCACACUGAGGCUUUCUAAGGGAAUGCUCGAUGGCAAAAUGUCUGCCGAAACCACACCUACCAAAGGGACUACUGCUGCAGCUAUCAAAAAGGGUGGCUAA
Molecule: messenger RNA, 759 nt
Organism: Exophiala aquamarina CBS 119918
Lineage: Eukaryota; Fungi; Ascomycota; Eurotiomycetes; Chaetothyriales; Herpotrichiellaceae
Exons: 2
Coding region: 1-759 (252 amino acids)
Source: RefSeq, a predicted model, not a curated record